AGUUUCCCUUCGCUCGACGAAGAGUGUGACGUGUUGUGCGUUUUAAUGCUCAGUUUUUUGACGUUUGUGUAGUUUUUAAUGUGAAUAAUGUGAUUGUGUAGUUCGUUAUGGCUUAUAAGUACCGUGAAGAUUUAGUUGGCAAACGAUUUCUCGCUGUGAGUGGUGUAACAAAAAUUAACGUGAAUAAAGUUUCCGAAUGGGGAUGGAAAGCUGGUAUUAUCAGAGCAGCAUCGCUCAAAGAUAACAAGAAUAAAGAGCUUCAGGUGUUAGUGGAAUACGAUGGUGUAGAUUGGCAACGUCGCGAGUGGGUGGCAGUUUAUUCACGACGGACGUUUCGUGUUUUUUUAGUGGAACGAACUCUUGUUUGGGCACCUAGAAAUUACGAAGGAAAAGACAUCAAAUGGCCCGCUUUGACAUUCAUGCCGUUGGCAGCUGACCUGACGCUGCAGGCCGACGCGCAGCCUGUCGAGUACCUCCACGACAGGCACCUGGAGUUCUUGGACAACACUAACCUUCUUCCUUAUCAGGAAUGGGACGCUCAUCAAAUAGGUCCAGAAGGAUGCCUAGAGUCUUCGGUCCUCUCCGCCAUAUCAGCGGAGUCAGCGGAAUGGAGGACCGUACAGGACGGGCAGAGGAUCCUCACCACCACGCCUUCGGUGCUGGGGGGGUGCCGCGCCCAGGUGUACCGCUCAGCUGGGGCCACGCAGUGGUACACGGCUGUCAUCGUUGGUGUCAAUGAACAUACUGGAGAGCUGACUGUAACCGACGAUACAGUUCUAGAGGAGCACAGCGAAGAUCCGUCGCUCGUGCAAAUGAGGCUACUCGGUGACGGAGUUAUCGAAUCAAUUAUGAAAGGCGAAGUGGUGGGAGUAAUGCCAAGACGAUCUCGCUCCAACCUUCAAAGAGUUGAGCGCGAGACCACAAAAAGUCCGGCGACUACUGGCGGCAGGAAGAAAACGUCAGCGGUGAGGAGCAACGGACAAAUCGCACCCACUGAGCCACCGCCGCAACCUGCAGGUUCAUCGCCAGAACGCGAUACUGCCGAAAUUAACAAUAAAGGUGUCGCUGAAAGUGUCAGUGCAAGUGAUGUCGCCGAAGUCAGUGAGGAAACCGACAAGUGCGUAAAGCCAGAGGAAGUGAAGGCAAGUGAGUGUGAAGUGAAGAGUGAAGUGAGUGUGGGCGCGGAUGGUGUUGCCAGCGCCGUGGCCUCCGAGGAGGACGACUGUGUGAUAGUGUGCGCGCGAGAUGCGGACGAUAGGUCCGACUCGGGAGUGAGCGGAGUCCGGUCCGGCGGCUCGGCGAGUUCCGUGGAGGAGCGCGAGUGGCGCGGCAUGGCGCACGGCUACGGCGGAGGCCCCCCGCCGCCCCUGCUGCACCUGCCUCCCCCGCCGCCGCCCACGCUCUACCCCAGCGAGCUGCUGUGGAAGCAGCGCUACCAACCGCCGCUGCACGCGCCGCUGCACCAUGCCAUCGCGGACGACUACCUCGCGGCGGCUACAUACGAUAGAGAGAGACAUGAAAGACUGCUACGAGAUCGAAGGGAACAGGAGCAACGAGAAAUGCUGGAGAAGCAACAGAAAGAGAGAAAAGAGAGAGAACGGAUAGAACAGGAACGAGAGAGGGAGAGAGAAAGGGAAAGGGAGAGGGAGAAACAAGAGAGGGAAGACAAAGAAAGGAGGGAUCAAGAAAAUGCCGCUUCCAAAUUAGUUUCAAGACAUUUUGAGGAAUCUCUCAGGCUGGCGAAUCAGAAGCGGGAGCGCAUGUCGUGGUCGCUACUGCACAGCUUGGGGUCGAGUCGCGGUGCGCCCGCGCCGGAACACGAGCGCCUGCGUGCGCCGCCCAGCGAGCGCGCGUACUACUCCCCGCCCGGACACCCGCCCUCGCACCCCGCGCACCCGUCGCAUCCCGCGCACCCCUCCACCCGGCCGCCAGCCACCUCGCCCGCGGACUACCACUCUCAACACGCCCGCAUUUCCAUCCCUACUAAACCAGACAAAUCCACGUCCCACCCGUCCUUACCUAAGGGGGAACCUAACUUCGCUCCCUACAACUAUCCUCCCUAUCGAUAUGACAAACUCAAGGACCAACACCUACCGGCGCCGCCACCGUUAGUCCCCGAGAAGAACUCUGUGAUAGUAAAGCACGAUCCCAAACAAAUUCACCUCGAACAGAAGCAUCCUUACCCGAGCAAACCUCGGAGUGAGCCCAACCCACAUUACCUUCCAUCAAGAACAUACAGGACGGGUCCAUCACCACAUGCGCCGCCACACCCGCAUCCGACGUUGCAGACAUCGCCACACGCUGCUCUGCCCGCACAAGACAAAAAUGCACGGCGGAUGUACCAACCCCCGCCUCCGCGGUCUCCCGCGUAUUACCAAACAGUACCACCCCCUGUCAAACCGAAGGUGUCGAGUCCUGCGCCACCACACAUAUAUGGCAAGCCUCCGUGCAAUUCACCGGGACCAGGACCCGGUCCAGCACAUUACGCUGUCGCUGUCGAACCUCCCAUGCCACACGCCAAGGUAGAGCAGCCCCCGGUCCCGUACCCACCGCCCUACGCACAACGCACCCGGCCACCUCCUCCCGCACAUUCGCGUACCCCCGAGCCGCGUCCUCCACAACGCGCGGUCGUAGACUCCAAUUCUACGUCGCCUUGCCAGCUGCAGCCGUUAGAUCUGGGUAUGGUGCGUGAUGACCCUGACCGUCUGUCGCCAAGACGUCGUGGUGCAACAGAUACCCCUGAAGCCGACGCCAAACGGAGAAGACUUGAAGAACCACCAGCGCCUGAACCCUUGAUUGCGGCGGCCGCUGGUGCUGGUCGGACUCCUCACGGAUCUGAACCAGCGCCACAGGCGCCAGGCCCACCUUGUGACGUGCGAGUUCCGUCUGCUGAUGGUAGCGUGGCAACGCCAGAGCGAGCUGCUGGAGCGUCCCCAGCCCCACACCUAACGCCGGCGGCGAGUCCAGCGCCGGCGACACCCGUCCCCCCUGUGGCCGCGUCACCCCCGGCCGCAGCAGCGCCGCCGCCGGCCCCCACGCCACCCGCGCCGCCGGCCACGCCACCCGUAACGCCCGGUACUGAAGAUUCCGCGGCGAAGGCAGCCCAGUCCCCACGCGAUGGGGCUAGCGGUGCGCCUGUCCGACAUCUCGGCAAGAAGGCCUGGCUACAGAGACACGAAACCGCACCAAUCGGUGAGGGUGAUUGUUCAGGAGGUGGCGGCACGUGUAUAACCUUACCUAUGACGAUUACAAGAGUAUCAGAACCUGACGAUUCAAGUUCAAAUAUAGUCGUGCCCGUAGCUGCCAAGUCAAUCCAGCGCGGUGCGCGUAAAACUUCAAAGCCGAGAAAGCCAAAGGAAGCUAACGGACGCGUCGAUGACGCCGAAGAAGACAGCUCGAGCUCCGACCGUGAAUCUACAGCACCCCCGAAGCGUAAGCCACCAAAAGCUAAACGGAAAAAGGGUGCAGUCGCACGAAAAGCUAGCGACGAGUCUAAAAGGAAGAAGGCUUCUGAAAGUGGGAGUGAAAGCGAUAAGGAGAGUGACGACAAAGACUCUGACUCCGGCGGUAGCGGGAGCGGAAGCGGUAGCACGUCUAGCCGUCGCGGCGGUGCAGGCCGAGCGCGAGGCAGAAGGACGCGCGGCGGCGGGCGCGGCGGGCGGCGGCGGGACGAGCCUCCGCGGCGCGCGGCGGCCGGCUCGCCCGCCUCGCGCGCGGCGCCCGACAGCUUCCUGCAGAACGGGCCGUGCUUCGAGGUGGCGCCGCGCCUCGCCAAGUGCCGCGAGUGCCGCUGGUCACCUGCGCAGCGCGACAAAGACAUGCCCAACAUCUUUUGCCGUUUCUACGCGUUCAGAAGACUGAAGUACGCCAAAAACAGACAGCUGGCUAUCGCCGGCUUCUCGGAUCCCUACAAAGACGCUGAAGAGGAUGACAAAAAGCUAUGGCUAUCGUCUUCCGCUGGCGCUGCUGAGUUAGAUAUCGAGAUGAGUUGCUUCCUUCUGAGGGAGAUCGGAGACCAGUUCUGUGAACUGCUACAACAGGAGAAGGAGGCUGAAUCCCAUCACUUAAAUGAUGAUAAGACGAUAGCAUGGAAGCGAGUCGUACAGGGUGUUAGAGAAAUGUGCGAUGUUUGCGAAACUACCUUGUUCAACUUCCAUUGGACUUGCGGCAAAUGUGGCUUCGUCGUUUGUUUGGACUGUUAUAAGUCUCGGACAUCCGGCGGCGAAACUGCCAGCGUUACAACUGAAACGAAUAAUACCGCGAAUGCAAACAGCAACGGCGAGAGGGAUUCAUUCGGUUGGCUGACGUGCACGUCGGGCGGCGCGCACCCGGCGCGGCGGCUGCUGCUGACGCAGAUCGCGGCGGGCGGCGCGCUGGGCGCGGCGGCGGCGCGCGCGCACGCCCUGCGCUCCGCCUUCUCGCUGCCGCCCUGCGCCUGCGGGGCCGCGCCCGCGCCCGCGCCCAACACCAAGGCCACGGCCAGGCGCCUGCUCGCCAAGGCGCUGCUUAAGAAUGUUAAAAAGGAGGAUGUUAAAGAGGAAACGGCGCCCGCCAACGGCUCGUCGCCGGUUAAGUCAGAAAACGGCAAAACCGGCAGCUCAGUCGUUAGCUGGCUGUCUGACCUGCCGCUCAAGACUGAAGCUGAAGACGAAAAAUCAGAAUCUAGUUCUUCCGAUUCAGAGGAAGGCGGCAACUUCUCCACACUACGAGAACUGCUCAUCCGGCCGGCGCCAGAGGGUGGUGAAACACAACCUAAGAAAAAACAAAAGAAGAACAAGAGCGAUAUCCUUGAUGACGUUAUAUCUAGCGUCGUUGAAGAGAAGAAGGACGAAGACGGCGAGGUGAAACCAUUCGCGCUGGCCAAUGUUGUGAAGCGGUACGACCGCAGCGGCCGCAGCCGGGAGGAGCUGCCCAUACGCAUCAUGACGCUCACGGAGUCCAAGCUGCUCUACCCCGACGUCCCGCAUGCGUGGCUCUGCGACGGCAAGCUGCUGCACCUUACUGACCCCAUGCAUCCUGGCAAUUAUAAACCAUUCCAGGACCAGUGGAAACGUGGUCAACCAGUUCUAGUCUCAGACGUAUCAACCAUUCUCGAUAAAGACUUAUGGAGUCCCGAGAGUUUCUCUCGUGACUUCGGUGACACUCGUGUCGACUUGGUGAAUUGUGCGUCCGGUUUAGUAGUGCCGUAUCAACUGGGUAGGAAAUUCUGGGAUGGAUUUGAUCUAGCCGCUAAGCGGUUACGUGACGAACGCGGUGCCCCAAUGGUGCUUAAACUGAAAGACUGGCCGCCGGGCGAAGACUUUGCGGAACUCCUCCCGGCGCGCUUCGACGACCUAAUGCGGGCGUUACCCCUCAGCGAAUACACAUCUCGCACCGGAAAACUAAAUCUGGCCGCGCGGCUACCGGAGUGCUUCGUGCGACCCGACCUCGGACCCAAGAUGUACACGGCGUACGGCGGCGCGGGCGGGACCACCAACCUGCACCUGGACGUGAGCGACGCCGUCAACGUCAUGGUGCACGCCAGCGCGCCCGGCGACGCGCAGGAGCGAGCGCGGGAGGCGGCGCGUGCGGCCGAGGAGGCCGGCGUCGACGUGCUGUCCCGCCGCCGCGCCAGGGUCAAGCCGCCCGCCGCGCUCUGGCACAUCUAUGCUGCUAAGGAUGCCGAUAAAAUCCGUGAUUUCCUAGUCCGAGCUGAAUUAGAGCGUGGAGCGAGACCUCUACCUCAACAUGACCCCGUGCACGAUCAGACUUGGUACCUGGACGCCGCGCUGCGCGAGCGCCUGUACCGGGAGUACGGAGUGGAGGGCUACGCCAUCCUGCAGUGCCCCGGCGACGCCGUGUUCAUCCCGGCGGGCGCGCCGCAUCAAGUGAGGAACCUUCUAGACUGCAUCAAGGUUGCCGAGGACUUCGUGUCGCCCGAGAACGUCUCUCGGUGUUUCGAGCUCGCGCAACAGUUUAGACGGUUGUCUCGCCAGCACUCUAAUAAAGAAGAUAAGCUACAGAUUAAGAAUAUUGUGUACCACGCGGUAAAGGAUUCUCUGUGCUGCCUAGAGGAGGCGCUCGCCGAAGCCAAGUGAAGACGAGCGGCCCUCCCGCAUUUGAUCUCAACCUCGAACGUAACAUUAAUUGCUAAGUUCCGCAUUUAACGUAAGAUUGGGAGCGAGUAUGAUACGCGCUGUGCGCCGUUUCGUGUAUAAGAUGCCAUUGUUAAGCGUCCGAGUCGAUUGUGUACCAGUUAUGUGUGUAAGUGUACUCGAAAUGUGAUUUAGUCCGACGGUCGCGAUCGGAGUAUGUGCAAUGUAAAUUAGUCUGAUUAUGGUGAUAUCGUUGAGAUGUGGAUAUGUUUUAUGUUCCUUAAUUGAAAUACAAAUAAAACUCUUCAGGUUAUUUACAGCUUAAUUGUAGCUAUAGUGAUAUGUAUGUAUUGUGUAAAUUUUAAUUCGAAUUCCAUCGAGUACAUAUUAAGAAUUGUAUACUUUUAAGUUAUUGUAUUGAAAUAAAUAAACGUAUUCGCUCGAAGCAUUGUACAUUACAACACGGCAUGUAGAUAAGUUUAUCCUAUUACUAGAUUUCUCAAUUUGGUUAUGUUACAAAACGAUAGUGACAAUUUCUUUUUGUCCUUAUUGCUGUAUUAGGAAGUUUUUUUUUGUACUGUGUAUAUUAUGUAUGGUUAUAAGUUGGAAUAAAAAAAGAUGUUUAUAUGAAA
Molecule: messenger RNA, 6706 nt
Organism: Trichoplusia ni (cabbage looper)
Lineage: Eukaryota; Metazoa; Arthropoda; Insecta; Lepidoptera; Noctuidae
Gene: Kdm3
Product: lysine-specific demethylase 3A-like
Exons: 17
Coding region: 108-6077 (1989 amino acids)
Biological process (GO): regulation of transcription by RNA polymerase II
Cellular component (GO): chromatin; histone deacetylase complex
Molecular function (GO): chromatin DNA binding; transcription coregulator activity; histone H3K9 demethylase activity
Source: RefSeq, a predicted model, not a curated record